UUUCAUGAAAACCUCCCUGUUUUGUUAUAAGGUGUUGGAAGGUCUUGGUUCUUUUGGAUUAUCCAAAAAUAAUUUUUAAAAUGUCCCUUUCGAGGGGUUUGCACCUUUUUCGAAGGAUUGACACCACCCUGAGAAAACCAAUUGCCUCGCAGGUCCAGCAAGUUAGGAACAGCGGAGGAUUGUUUUCGUACAGAUGCGGUGGCUAUCCACCGAGAAAGUUAGUGGUUUAUGGGUCCCAAUUUUUAAUGGGUUUUACUUGGUGGUGGAUCCUUUGGCACUUGUGGCAAGAACCAGACCAUAUUACAGGCGAAUUUCCAUAUCCAGACCCAAAAUUAUGGACCAAUGAAGAACUAGGAAUCCCUGAAGAUGAUGAGCCUUGAUCAUUAAGUUUUAUUUUGUAGUUUAAGUAAGACCUUGUUAUUGAUUGUAAUUAAACUUUUUCGAAAAAUAAAAAUGGUUUAUGCCAUUA
This is a messenger RNA of Cimex lectularius (bed bug), 469 nucleotides long. RefSeq names its product NADH dehydrogenase [ubiquinone] 1 beta subcomplex subunit 2, mitochondrial-like. The record is from RefSeq and is a predicted model, not a curated record. Gene Ontology annotation, cellular component: mitochondrial inner membrane. Bases 81 to 380 code for a protein of 99 amino acids. The transcript has 3 exons. Lineage: Eukaryota; Metazoa; Arthropoda; Insecta; Hemiptera; Cimicidae.